CUGAACAACUCUGGUCUUUCCAUCCUUUCCAAUCUCUCGUCUUUGCUGUCCGAUCUCUCCGCGCUUUCUCUCUAUUCCGGCAAUUAGAUUCAGCACAAUUGACCGUGCUACUACAAUGACUCACUGAAAUGACCGUAUAUGCUAUGUGUGUCAUUAACAAACGGAAAACUCAAUUUUUCUUUUCUGCAUAGAACCUGAAGCGGAGUUUGACUCUUGUUAUCUGGACCGCACUAUCACGUUGGGAUUUUCAGAGGAGCGCACACUGUUGAGAUUUAUUUUUCCCUGUGUGGUGGUGUAGAUUUUAGUAUCACAUCCUUUGAAGUCAGGACUACGAGCUAAAUUCAUACAGUGGGAAUACCGCAAAGGGUAACCAACCAAGCUGGAAUUGGGUCGACGAGCAGAGACAUCUGGAGACAAAUACAGGCACUGCUCCCAACCAACAAUCUAUAAGUAGACCCACUCUCUUAGGAUGGGGGGCACCGAGUUGCACAAAGCUGCUCUGAUUGGCUGGAGCUCUGUCUGUCAGUUGUCAAUCACAGCCUGAGGAGCAGGUUAUUGGUCUGGGAGCUGUGGGGGGGUGGGAGAGGAGUUCCAGAAUUUCCAGGACCACAAUCUGCUUGGCUGACCGCAGCAGGAGCAUGUUGAGAGGAACCAGGCCAGGGGGAAGCAGUACCUCUCCAUGGAGCUCUGGAGGAGCCACUAUAGCCCAUGGAAUGGGGAUGGUCUACCUAUCCAAGGUCUACCUUCUCUUAUGGAUUGGCUUCCUGUUAGCGUCUGUGUGUCUGCCGGUCGUGGCUCAGACCCCAGUCCACCCUGUUGUCACCACGAAUUACGGGAAGCUGCGGGGGUUAAAGACGACGCUGCCCAAUGAGAUCCUAGGGCCCGUGGAGCAGUACUUGGGGAUCCCGUACGCUUUGGCUCCUACAGGGGAGAGACGCUUCCAGCCCCCCGAGCCUCCCAUGUCCUGGCCUGGGAUCAGGAAUGCUACCCAGUUCGCCCCUGUGUGUCCACAGUACCUGGAGGAAAAGUUACUCAACGAUAUGCUGCCGGUGUGGUUCACAGCGAACUUGGAUACAGUGGUAACCUAUAUGCAGGAUCAGAACGAGGACUGCCUGUAUUUAAACAUUUACGUGCCAACUGAGGAUGACAUCCAUGAUGAGAACGGGCUGAAGCCGGUCAUGGUGUACAUCCAUGGUGGAUCCUACAUGGAGGGAACGGGGAACAUGAUCGAUGGGAGUAUCCUGGCGAGCUACGGAAACGUCAUCGUAAUCACCAUAAACUACAGGCUCGGAGUGUUAGGCUUCCUAAGCACAGGGGACCAGGCAGCCAAGGGGAACUAUGGACUGCUGGACCAGAUCCAAGCCCUGAGGUGGAUCAAAGAGAACAUUCAGGCCUUCAAAGGAGAUCCAAAGAGAGUGACAAUCUUCGGCUCUGGUGCAGGGGCAUCGUGUGUUAGCUUGCUCACGCUCUCUCAUUACUCAGAGGAUCUCUUCCAGAAAGCCAUCAUCCAGAGUGGUACAGCUCUGUCCAGCUGGGCGGUUAACUACCAGCCUGCCAAGUACACACGGAUGCUGGCUGAGAAGGUGGGCUGCAACAUGCUGGACACCAUCGACCUGGUGGAGUGCCUCCAGAGCAAGAACUACAAGGAGCUGAUCGAACAGAACAUCUUACCCGCAAAGUACCACAUCGCCUUCGGCCCAGUCAUCGACGGCGAUGUCAUCCCGGACGACCCCCAGAUCCUCAUGGAGCAGGGCGAGUUCCUCAACUACGACAUCAUGCUGGGGGUCAACCAAGGCGAAGGGUUCAAGUUUGUGGAGGGCAGCGUGGACAGCGAGGACGGCGUCUCGGCCAACGACUUCGACUUUGCCGUGUCGGACUUUGUGGAUCACCUCUACGGCUACCCGGAGGGCAAGGACACACUAAGGGAGACCAUUAAGUUCAUGUACACUGACUGGGCCGACAAGGAGAACCCCGAGACAAGAAGGAAGACGUUAGUCGCACUCUUCACCGACCACCAGUGGGUGGCGCCGGCCGUAGCCACAGCGGACCUCCAUGCCCAGUAUGGUUCGCCAACGUAUUUUUACGCCUUCUACCACCACUGCCAGAGNCACCAGUGGGUGGCGCCGGCCGUAGCCACAGCGGACCUCCAUGCCCAGUAUGGUUCGCCAACGUAUUUUUACGCCUUCUACCACCACUGCCAGAGUGACAUGAAGCCUAGCUGGGCUGACUCGGCACAUGGAGACGAGGUGCCCUAUGUGUUCGGGAUCCCGAUGAUCGGACCCACGGAUCUGUUCAACUGCAACUUUUCCAAGAACGACGUCAUGCUCAGCGCAGUGGUUAUGACCUACUGGACUAACUUCGCCAAGACAGGGUAG
Molecule: messenger RNA, 2375 nt
Organism: Salvelinus sp. IW2-2015
Lineage: Eukaryota; Metazoa; Chordata; Actinopteri; Salmoniformes; Salmonidae
Product: neuroligin-4, X-linked
Biological process (GO): modulation of chemical synaptic transmission; neuron cell-cell adhesion; presynaptic membrane assembly
Cellular component (GO): cell surface; plasma membrane; postsynaptic specialization membrane
Molecular function (GO): signaling receptor activity; neurexin family protein binding
Source: RefSeq, a predicted model, not a curated record